AUGUUCCCGGGAGUUUUCUAUGCACUGCUGGCGGGUUUCCUCGGAGCUGUGGCGUCGUCCUCGGCCAAGCUGUCUCUCGGAGCCGACUACCUGAAGGGAGUCUGCGAAACCGGACUCCGGACAUGGGGCGAGCAGAGGAAAUUCAGACAAGCGGACGAAACUACAGCCUGUGACCGGCUUCAUAUCCCUCUGAGGCUGCUAUGUGGCGGGCUGCUUUUCACCUGCAAUGCUGUGAUGUGGACCUUCCUUGCCAAAGCACUCAGGUAUUCCUCUUCCUCCACCCGAACCACUGUGACCACCACCGCCUCCAACUUCAUAUCUUCCGCUUUCCUGGGCCAGCUGAUCUUCGGUGAAGCUCAAAUAACGCUGUGGUGGGUGGGGAUCUCUCUGACUUUCUCUGGCCUGUUGGUACUGCAGAGGGUUUCUCCACAGGAUGGACAUCACAACGCAGUCGCCAAGGAUGAAUAA
Messenger RNA from Scomber japonicus (chub mackerel), 468 nucleotides. Its product is annotated as transmembrane protein 42. NCBI's taxonomy places the organism in Eukaryota, Metazoa, Chordata, Actinopteri, Scombriformes, Scombridae. The transcript is spliced from 3 exons. The record is from RefSeq and is a predicted model, not a curated record. Bases 1 to 468 code for a protein of 155 amino acids.